UACCUUGGUUCGUUGGUCACCUGAUGGCAAAGCUUUCUUAAUUCACAAAGCGCUGGGCAAUGCAAUUGAAGUGUAUAAAAUUUCGAAGAAAUCGGAUGGUACUUUGGCUUCUGCGACCAAAUCCUUCGAAUUCCCGAAGCAUCAUGUGGAGGACGUGGUGGGCAUGGACAUUGCGUGUACCGGACGUUACAUCGUGACUUGCAGCACAGCAAAUGACUUAGUAAUUUGGGAUUUGAAGGGACAAAUUCUGGCAAAUGUCGACACUUAUCUUGGAACAACUCAUAAGGCUAGAGUUUCUCCCUGCGGACGAUUCGUUGCUGCAUCAGGUUUCACGCCCGAUGUUAAAGUUUGGGAAGUUGGAUUCACCAAAUCGGGAGAAUUUAAACAGGUCGCGAAAGCUUUUAAUCUUGCUGGACAUUCGUCGGGAGUUUAUGAUUUUGGAUUUAGCGCUGAUACGAGCUGCAUGGCUACUGUGUCGAAGGAUGGAACUUACAGAUUUUAUGACACUAACAUCGAAUUCGAGAAAGGUGAAGAUCCACGAAUUCUCGUCAAUGGAUCUUGGGAAUCAACAUCGACUGCAAAUUUGGCCCUAUCACCGAAUGGAGAAGUUUUAGCUAUUGCCCAUGGAUCAUCAUUAUCGUUUUAUUGCACAAUCACUGGUGCUUUUGACACAACUAUCGACGACAUUUUCAAUGGACCAAUAACGUGUCUUGCAUUCGACGCAGCAGGCGAAUAUUUACUCGUUGCUGGUGACAAGCACGUGAAGAUUUUCCGCAACAUUCCCGGCUAUCGAGCAACAAUCGAAUCGUCAAAGAAGAAAUUGGAGCAACGUCAAACA
Molecule: messenger RNA, 838 nt
Organism: Leptopilina heterotoma
Lineage: Eukaryota; Metazoa; Arthropoda; Insecta; Hymenoptera; Figitidae
Exons: 5
Coding region: 255-614 (119 amino acids)
Source: RefSeq, a predicted model, not a curated record